AUGGGCGUCGAGAAGAUCAUCCAUGAGCAAGGCCAGGGCGAUGCCGUCCAGAAGGGCCAAACCGUCACCAUUGCGUACACUGGCUGGGAGAGGGUCAAGGGAACAGCCGACAACGUCUGGGAGAAGGGCUCCAAGUUCGAUUCCUCGGUCGACCGCAACCAAGACUUCGUCGUUCCCGUAGGCGUUGGCAGGCUGAUUAAGGGCUGGGACGAGGGUAUCGUUGGCAUGAAGCCCGGCGAGAAGGCCACUCUCCACAUCACCCAGGGCAUCCCGGGAGUCAUUGGCGAGGAAGCCGAUCUCAUUUUCGACGUCAGCCUUAAGAGCUUCAAAUAG
Messenger RNA from Emericellopsis cladophorae, 333 nucleotides. Its product is annotated as peptidylprolyl isomerase. Gene Ontology annotation, molecular function: peptidyl-prolyl cis-trans isomerase activity. The coding region runs from base 1 to 333 and encodes 110 amino acids. Lineage: Eukaryota; Fungi; Ascomycota; Sordariomycetes; Hypocreales; Bionectriaceae. The record is from RefSeq and is a predicted model, not a curated record. The transcript is spliced from 4 exons.